AAGACUGCAUUACCUCUUUCUGGUCCAGACUAUACAAUCUCCCCUCCCCCACCCACCUCCUCCGCCCGUCUAAUCGCGGACUUCCUGGGAAAAUCAGGCAGCAUUCAUACUGGAGUGAGUAUUAAAAUUACAGGAUUUGAAAACCUCCGGAUGGGAAACUAACCCCGAAUGCCUCGAACUAAACUCCCGCCUUGGAUCCUUUAACUCACAUCUGUUUCGAGAGAAAAAGGGAGAACUGCAUUUGGACUCGGAAACGGAAGUGUCUUCUCGCCAUGGAGCAGAUGACUGGCAACCUGGUUCAAGAUGACUGAUGGGCAACUUAAUGAACCUCUCAAAGUACUUGCUACAUAAUGAAGUACUUUAUGUGAAAUGACUGUUAUGUAGGCAAACACUGCAGUCAGUUUGUUUACAGCAAGAUCCCAAAACAGCAACUGAAUGAAUGAGCAGUCAGUCUGAUGCUGGAGUGCUUGGGAGAGGAUGGCAGACCAGGAAUUACAGCCAAAGAGAGAAGGCAUGCAAGAGUGAGCUGGGGCAAAUAAACACUGGAGAUGGGCAGCCUAGUAUCAGAGCAAAGGAGAGAAAUCAGAAGUGGUUACAGAAAGAAAAGGGCAGGAGUUGCCUGGUAAACCAAAACAAGAAUGGUAGCAGCUUGGAAAACCAAAACAGGGAGCAGCAGCCUGGAAAACCAGAACAGGGAGCAGAAGCAGCGGCCAGGAAAACCCAAACAGGGAGCAGCAGCCUGGAAAACCAGAACAGGGAGCAUCAGCAGGGAAAACCCAAACAGGGAGCAGCAGCAGCUGGGAAAAUUAGAACAGGGAGCAGCAGCAGCCGGGAAAACCCAAAGAGGGAGCAGCAGCAGCUGGGAAAAUCAGAACAGGGAGCAGCAGCGGCCGGGAAAACCAGAACAGGGAGCAGCAGCAGCCAGGAAAACCAGAACAGGGAGCAGCAGCAGCUGGGAAAAUCAGAACAGGGAGCAGCAACGGCCGGGAAAACCAGAACAGGGAGCAGCAGCAGCCGGGAAAACCAGAACAGGGAGCAGCAACAGCUGGGAAAAUCAGAACAGGGAGCAGCAGCGGCCGGGAAAACCAAAACAGGGAGCAGCAGCAGUCAGGAAAAUCAGAACAGGGAGCAGCAGCAGCCAGGAAAACCAGAACAGGGAGCAGCAGCAGCCGGGAAAACCAGAACAGGGAGCAGCAGCAGCCGGUAAAACCCAAACAGGGAGCAGCAGCAGCCAGGAAAAUCAGAACAGGGAGCAGCAGCAGCCAGGAAAAUCAGAACAGGGAGCAGCA
Carcharodon carcharias (great white shark) is the source of this 1289-nucleotide messenger RNA. RefSeq names its product ribosome-binding protein 1-like. The transcript has 4 exons. The record is from RefSeq and is a predicted model, not a curated record. The coding region runs from base 440 to 1207 and encodes 255 amino acids. Lineage: Eukaryota; Metazoa; Chordata; Chondrichthyes; Lamniformes; Lamnidae.